UAUUGUUAUCACAACAACUUAAAAGAUUGAUCAAAAAUAAUUCUCAUGAAAUUUUGAUUGAUGAUGUUUAAAUAUAUUCAGUAUCUGUUCAUUAUGGUUCAAACAGAUUUGGUUUUUUUUAAUGACGCUUGGAGAUAAUAUUUUUGACAAUUUCUAUCCGUACAAGAUUACAGAACAAUGGAGCCAUUGUUACCAUCAGAAGUCGCUCGUCUUAUUUAUGGAUAUUUGAAAAAAGAGCUAAAUGAAGAUACAGCCGAGUGUUUUUUAAAAACAUCACCUCAUCUAAAAGAAUGUUAUCAAAUGUUCCAGGUCAAUCGUAAUUUCAAUUGCAAAGUUAAUGGUUUUAGUUUGCAUGAUAUAUUUGAUCAGUUUGGUGCAAUGUGUAGUUUAAUUAAUGAACAUAUAUCAGAAGACUAUGAAUCCAAAACACUAAUUGAAAAAUUACAAUAUUUGUUAAGUGUAUAUAAUAAAACACACAAAAUAGAUAAAUGUAUUGAAACUGAAUUUGAUUGUAAUUAUGAUUCAAAUAGAAAUGUCACUGCUGAAAAUAACACUUCACCGACAAGAAGUGUUGCAACAACUUUAGAAAAUGUAGAAAUAAAUUUAUGUAAAGAAGUAGAAAAGUCAAAUUUCAUAAGUUCAAAAAGUCAUGUUUCAUCAUGUUCAUUAAUUGAUACAACAUCUAAUGUUAAUAAUAAUAAUGAAUUUAAUAGUACUGACAUAACAAACCAUUCUAGUGUUCAAAUAAGUCAAUGUGAAACUCCUUCAAAAUUGAUUUAUAGUUCAAAGAAAUGUUUAACACCCAAAGCCCAACAAACAUCUUUUAACAAUUUACCAUUUGUCAGUCAGCAAAAUGCAUCUGAUUUUGUACCUUCUGAUUGUAUUCAAAUACCAGAAGCAACACCUUUAGAUUCAAUGCCUGGAUUGGCAAAAGAAGAAAAACCUAAAGAAACAUCAAUUAUCGUUGAUACUGGUGAAUUAGUUGAUACAUUUUUAAAAGAUAAAAGUCUUUUAGAAAAAAUUGCCAAUAAUAUCAAUAAAUCAUUAGAAAUUCAUGAUGAUAAUUUAGAACAAAGUGUAAAAAUAUUGGAUCAACCUUCACUAGAGAAAGCUAUUGAUUCCACUCAAUCAGACCCUCAGAUUAAGAAUAUUUUGGAUGAAUUUUUAGUUUUUAAUGUAAAUAAUGAUGAAGAAACUUCAAAAAAUCAACCUGAUAAUUUACAAAGUUCUAUAAAAUCUCGACUACGCAGUGCUAAGAAAAAAGAUGAUACACCAAAUAAAAUUAAGAAAAGUAUAAAUAACUCCAAACACAUAUCUAGUAGUAACGAAGAAUGUAAGAAUAUUGAGGAUAGUAUUAUUCUGAUUGGUGAAAGUAAUGAUAAAUCAAUUUAUAUUGAUAAUUACUCAGUGCUAUCUAAUCAAAUAAUCUUACAAUCAAACAUUUCGUCAAAUGGACAAUCAUAUACAUUAGAUUCUUCAAGUUUAACACCAGAAAUAAUACAUGAAGAAGACUAUCCUGGAAAAUCUAACUAUGUGAAAAUAGCACCAAAAAUUACACCGUUGUAUUUAUCACAACAAGGACAAGAAAAGCAUUUUUUUCCAAAGAGAAAACGAAGAACAUUAGAAGAAUUUGGUGUAAGAAGUAAAUUUAGAAGAACUAACCUUGCACCUAUUCAACCAAUGAAUUCAAUAAAACCAACUCCUUCUAUUGUUAUUCAAGUGCCAAACCAAAGUACUCUUGAUGAAGCUCAAUCAAAAAAUGAUAUUAUUAUUGAAAAUAUUAUUAGAUUACCUGAUAUAACUAAAGAACCAUUUAAAGUGAAAGAAAAUAUUUCUCAUGAUACACCAGAUGACAGAUUAAAACCUCCACAAAACAGAAGUAUGAGUACACCUCGUAGACGUAGUACUCAUAUUAGAUGCCUUGAUUUUAGUACACCACAACCAAAAAAUAGUUUAAAAAACAAUGCUCGUUCAAAACUCUUUAAUGAUUCUCCAAAAAAAAAUAAAAAAAUUGAUGAAGAACCUCCUCAUAGUCCUAUUCCAAAACUGCAAGCUGAUUGGGGUUCAGUUAAUGGCUUUGAAUCAAUGGUAAAAAAUAAUAAUGUAAAGAAGCAUUGGGAUUCAGAUAUUAGAGAAAUGGUAGGGGCUGGAAUAUUAACAUCUGAUGCUGAUGCAAGAUCAAGAAAAUCACCUAGAAAAAAGAAAACACCUAAAAAAAGAGUUAAUUUAAAUAAAAAUAUAAAAGAAUCAAAAUCUUUGAACAACAAACAAAGUAAACUUGUAAGUGAUAAAUUAUUAAAAAAUAAAAAUGUUAGUAACAAUGAGGUUGUUGGAAAAAAUGAAGAGACUUCAUUAUUAAAUGAAAAAAUUAAUAAAAAUUCAUCUGAUAUAAAAAAAAUUCAAAAUGAUUCUAGUAAUAUCAACCACAAUGAACAACCAAAGCAAACAAAUUUCAAUACUUGUUAUACUCAGGAGAAUGAAAAUUCAUUAAUAGUAGAAGAAAAUUUUACAGCUAAUAUAAACAAUACUCGCCCAUCCAUUGAUGAAACUGCAGAAAAUUUUACUGAGAAUACCAUUAUGUCUUCUAAUUUAAAACAAGUUGAAAAUUCUUUAAAACAUAAUAGUUCAAAUAAUGUAAUAUUAUCUUUGUGUGAUCUUAAUAAUAGUUUUGAGAACUCAAUAAAAGAUUCUAAAACUGUUAUUUCUAAAGAAAUCACAACUAUUAACUUGGAAACACCUUUUAAAAAUUUGGAAACUCCACUAGAAAUAAGUAAAGAAAAUUGUAUAAAAGAUGUUAAAAAAUCAUCUCAGUGUAAUCAAUUAGAAAGCAAGACUAACACUAAUGGUCAAAAUAAUCAAUCCAUAAUACUUAACAAACUUAACUCAGAUUCAUUUGAAAAUUCAAAGGUGGUUUCAAAAAAUAAUUAUACUACUUUAAUAAAUCCUGUCAUUUUUAACUCCGAAACUGGCAGCAAUACAAUGAAUACUCCAAGUUCAGACUGUGUUUUGGUAGAAAAUCCCUGUAUUAAUAAUUUCACUUCACCAACUCAAUUAGAAAAUAAAACAGUUGAAAAUGUUAAAUCAACUGUAUAUCAAAAUCUACCAAAUCUUGAAGAUAAUAAAAAAUUAUGUGAGUUAAGUAAUUCUAUAAAAAAUAUUGAGAGUGAAAGUCAAUCAAAUAAGCAUAUUAUUAUAGAAACACCUUGCAAAUGUGAUGAUUCUGCAGUUGAUGUUCCUGAAACCCCUAUUUCAAAGCUUUUGCGGGAAUGUGAUCCUAGUAAACUCAUGACUCCAAUAGCGUCAUCUCCAUUCAAUUGUGAAGAAUCAUUAGAAACUCCAUUAACAAAAGUAUUCAGAGAAACAUCUUAUUUAAAUCGUCCUCCUAUUUCCCCAUUUCCUCCUACACCUGGAAAUUCGAGAUCUGUUGAUACAAUAAUAUCACUACCUAGUCAAGAAUUAAAUAUAAACUUUAAUAAUCAGCAAAAAGCUACUAUUUUUAACUCUGAAUCAAAAUUAAAUAAUUCUAAAGAAAUAUCAGUUUCAAAACAUGAGGUAACUUUACCUAAUAAGAACAAAUCAUUAAGUAAUAUUCCAAAGAAAAACAAAGCUAAAAAUUCUAUUCAAAGGACAAAAAAUGAAUCUGCUAUUGAAUUAAAAAAUAUUGAAGACAAAAAGAAACAAGUGUAUGAAUCAGUUAAAAUUGAAUUAUUUGGAAGUGAAAUAUCAUCAAGUUCUAGCGGUGAUGAAUUAGACAAAAAAAAACAAUAUGAUAAUUUUAUAACAACAAAUAGCCUAACUAAGAAACUUGAAAUACCAGUUAAAAAAGAAAAAAAAUCUGGAUUUAAACUUAUUCCGCAGAGAAUGCAUAUUAAAGCUGCACAACCUUUUAGUUGUGAUGUAAUACAACCAUCAUUAAAUAUGGUCACCACAAAAUCUCAAUUGACAAAUUUUCCAAAACCAAAAUUAUUUUCUCAUGUAGAAUCAUAUAAUACUAAUAAAAAAACAAUGAAGUCAAUGGUACAUUUUGAUGACCCAGUUGAAAUAAUUAUGAAUGGUACGCCUAAAAAAGAUCAAAAUCAGUCUUCCAUUAUGACUUUUUCAAAAAAAAAUAUAUCAAAAAAAUCUAAAUUGAAUACAAUAGAAACUCCUGAGCCACUAAUUGGAUUAAGUAGAUACUUAAGUAAACCUAGUACACCUUACAAAUGUAGGGCUGAUGAAAAAUUAACCAUACCUAGUACUAAAAAAAAGUCUAUUCUGAAUGAAAAUAAUAGCUAUGAGAAAAACAUUUUUAAGAAUACUAGUCAUAAUUUAGAUAAGAAUUCAGAAGAAUCCUAUCACCUAAGCAAAAAUGAAACCAGACCCUCCCUUAGUUGUGUAAAAAAUACAUCCUAUAUAGACAAUGAUGAUGAAGUUAAAUUAAUGUCUGUUAACUCAAAAUUAAAUUUAAAUAAUUCUCAAGCAAACUCCGUUUUAACACAAAGUAUAAAUUAUUUUUCAAGCCCUAUAACUUGUGAUAAAUCUGGAUCAACAAUUAAUAGUAAUACUUCAUGUAUAACAAUUGGUCAUAAUGAAACAUCAAAAUCUCAAUCAAUAUUACCUGAUCAAAUAUGCUUAGCUGAUUUUUUCAAAAGUCCAAAAAUAUAUGAAAUCAUCACAGAAGAUGAUGAAAGAGAGGUGGUAUGCAUUCAACUAUCACCAAAUUUUGAUUUACUUAAUAUACCUUCAGAGUUAAACAAUUUUCAACAAAACAUUUCACCAUUAAUUUCUAAAAAUUUAUUAAAUGUUACCUCAGAAUUGGAAGAUGGUGAAUUAGUUAAUGAUGUUGAAAACUUAAUGACUAGUACACCUAAAGAAAUUUAUGAUAAAAAAAAUGUAGACAAACAAAGUAGAAUUAGGAGGAGUCCAUCUUUUUGGGAGGACUCAAUACAUUAUUUAUACAAAUACAGAGAUGAUAAGCACAAAGAUACAAGUUAUCGAAGAAGUAAUAAUUAUAGAGAAAAUAGAUAUGAGCAAAAAUAUAGGCAAACUGGUUUGUAUUCUUCUUAUCGUGAUGAGUACUCACAACUAGAUUGUCGAAAUAAAUAUCAAAGGAGUCAUUUUUCAAGCUACUCAAAAAGAGAGCCUCGAGAGGAAUCAGUUAGAGAAAAAGAUAAGUAUAAAAUAAAAGAAGACAGAAGAAGGAAUUCACGUGAUUAUCGAGCUUAUGAUGAUUAUAAAAGAUUAGAUGAAACGGAAAGGCGUGGUGUUUCUCUUAAAAUAUCUCAGAAUGAUACACAAAAAUCAAUACGGGUAGAUGACAUUCUUAAAAAAGCCACUAAGAGGUCUAAAAGUCGAACAAAUAUUAAUGAGAUACCUUCAAAAAUAUCUAAAGUGGAACAUCAAAGAUUGCUGAAAAAUGUGAAUGUGGACGAUUUUUUAUCCAUUGUUCAUGGACAGUAAAUUGAAUUUCAAUACAUUAUUAAGCAAUUAACUACAAAUGUUUUAUAAAUCUUGUUAUUUGUAUUCUUUAGUUAAUAAUUAAUAGUUUCAACUUAAUUUAGACUCGUAUUCUAAUUAAUAUUGAAUAUUUUUUAUUUAUGACAUAUAUUUUAAUGUAUAUAAAUAUUUAUUUAUUAUUUUUUGUUAUACCAAAUUUAUAAUUUAAAAUACAUUUGAUUAACUUUA
Molecule: messenger RNA, 5664 nt
Organism: Daktulosphaira vitifoliae (grape phylloxera)
Lineage: Eukaryota; Metazoa; Arthropoda; Insecta; Hemiptera; Phylloxeridae
Exons: 12
Coding region: 178-5439 (1753 amino acids)
Molecular function (GO): protein binding
Source: RefSeq, a predicted model, not a curated record